This is a messenger RNA of Anopheles nili, 828 nucleotides long. RefSeq names its product general transcription factor IIF subunit 2 (gene TfIIFbeta). Gene Ontology annotation, biological process: transcription initiation at RNA polymerase II promoter; transcription by RNA polymerase II. Gene Ontology annotation, cellular component: transcription factor TFIIF complex. The transcript has a single exon. NCBI's taxonomy places the organism in Eukaryota, Metazoa, Arthropoda, Insecta, Diptera, Culicidae. The record is from RefSeq and is a predicted model, not a curated record. The coding region runs from base 1 to 819 and encodes 272 amino acids.
AUGUCCAAAGAAGGGGAGGCAAUUCGCGUCGACAAAGAGCUUGAUCUGUCGAACGCCGGACGAGGUGUGUGGCUAGUUAAAGUGCCCAAAUACAUGGCCAACAAGUGGGAAAAGGCACCGGGCAAUAUCGAGGUGGGGAAGCUGAAAAUAUCGAAGCAAGUAGGCCAAAAGGCACAGGUUUCGCUUACCCUUUCGGACGCUGUGAUAAGUAUUGAUGCAACAGAGGAAAUCCCCCGUGACCACCGGCUAGACGUGUCGGUUGUCACCAAGCAAACGCUGGGAGUGUUCUCACAUGCCAUCACGACGAACCGGGAAGAUCCGGUACCCGAAUGCGAAAAGCAGUAUAUGGAGGGGCGCAUUGUGCAGAAGUUGGAAUGCCGCCCGUACGCAGAUAAUUGCUACAUGAAAAUGAAAUUGGAAUCCAUUCGGAAAGCGUCUCAGCCCGCCCGACAGGUGAAAUCGCUCGAGAAAAUCGUGCACAACUACAAACCAGUCUCGGAUCACAAGCACAACAUUGAGGACAGGGAGCGAAAGAAGGCAGAGGGCAAGAAAAGUCGAGACGACAAAAACGCAGUGCUCGACAUGCUGUUCAACGCCUUCGAGAAGCAUCAGUAUUACAAUAUCAAGGAUCUGGUGAAAAUCACAAGGCAACCGAUCAGUUACCUAAAAGAAAUCCUCAAGGAGGUGUGCGACUAUAACAUGAAAAAUCCCCACAAAAAUAUGUGGGAACUGAAGAAAGAAUACAGGCACUACAAGGAGGACGACAAGAAGGACGACGACGGCAUGAAGGACACCAUGUCGGACAGCGAUAGUGACUGAUUGUGAUAU